Messenger RNA from Ostrea edulis (European flat oyster), 1507 nucleotides. Its product is annotated as DNA replication complex GINS protein SLD5-like. Bases 78 to 740 code for a protein of 220 amino acids. Gene Ontology annotation, biological process: DNA-templated DNA replication; double-strand break repair via break-induced replication. Gene Ontology annotation, cellular component: GINS complex. The transcript is spliced from 7 exons. NCBI's taxonomy places the organism in Eukaryota, Metazoa, Mollusca, Bivalvia, Ostreida, Ostreidae. The record is from RefSeq and is a predicted model, not a curated record.
GUAUGUAGAAACCACAUUUGUUAAUUUAGGCGCGUUAGUUGGAAUUUGUUCAGAGACUGAGAAAGUUACUUGUGAAAAUGGCAGAUAUUGAUGAAGUUGAUGGUGCUAGCGAUGAAGAAGUUGAAGCAAUGACAGCUGGUGAAGUACUUCAAAAGCUGGAGGAGGCCUGGCUAAAUGAGAAAUUUUCUCCUGAGCUAUUGGAGGCAAAAACAGAUUUAGUUGACUGCAUGUUAGAACAAAUGACAGAAAUGGAAGAAAACAUCAAGAGAGCAAAGAAAGGGGACUUCAAAGUUGUACUUCAUAGAAUGGAGAUAGACAGGAUAAGAUAUGUACUCAGCAGCUACCUAAGAUGCAGGUUGAAAAAGAUAGAAAAGUACACGAUUCACACUUUGGAGCAGGAGAGCAACAGACAGGAUGAUGAUGUUUGUCGUCUCUCACCAGAGGAGUUCACAUUCGCAAAAGAAUAUGCAGCCACUCUGGAAACACAUAUGAAGAAUUUGGGUCUUCGACACAUGCCUCCUAAUUUGCAGACAAUGGAUCCUAAACAAACAACGAUCCGUCCAAACCUAGACAGCUAUGUUUUCCUGAGAGUAAAUGAAAACACUGACGGAGUUUUAGUGGAGGAAGAAACACUAGACACAGGGGAAGAAAUUGUGGAUUUACAAAAGGGGGACCAGCACAUAAUGCGAUACAAACCCCUCUCGGCGUUAGUGACAUCAGGAGCUGUAACUUUGAUAUGACAAAAAUACUGAGUGACUGUAAAUCGUGGUCAGUACUGUAAAUCGUGGUCAGUACUGCUAUGUGUCAGUAGUGAACAGUGGAACAUGAUUGUAUACUACAAAGGGGUGCGACUUGCUUUCUAAUAUUGUAUGGAAAGGUGUGCAACUCCUGCAAUCUUCUUAUCGACAUGCCCGGCAGUUGUGCUUUUUAUGGGACAUGAUGCAUUGAUAGGACAUUCUCCUUUUGAUUUUCCGGGUGCUUUGCUGUGUGGCAAGUUCUCUGGGGCAGGGGUAUGUUUUAACGUGGCUAGUGUCCAAAAAAAUGUAAUCUAUGAAGUCUUCAAAUGAAAAAAAAGAAAUUGAACUCUUACAGGACAUUUAAAUUGAAUGAGUUGGAGGCUAGGGUCUAGACCUUGGCUGGUUUCAUUGAAACAAAGUACACAUUACACAUUGACACCAUUAUAUUUUUUUUACGCAGUUUGUAAACCUAGAUCUUUAUCAGAAUGACUCAGGUUGUCUUUGUGUUUUGAAUGUUCGAUUCAGUUUUCUUGUGUCAGCAUAUUUUAGAUUUAAUUGUACAUAUGUUAUACGUGAUCGUAUGAUUUCAGUUUGGAAAUUACUUCACACAUUGUGAAAGAAAUAAGGAGGGUGACAAUGUCGAGAUUGAUAUAUAAUUCAAGAGAAAGUAAUGUAAAAUGAAAAAAUAAAAUGCAUGAAAUUACAUUGUAUGUUUUUAUCAAUUAAGAGUUCAUUGCAAUCUCGGUGCUGUAUAAAAUAUUUCAAAUGCA